This is a messenger RNA of Eptesicus fuscus (big brown bat), 1269 nucleotides long. It is a transcript of the gene CRYM, whose product is annotated as crystallin mu. Gene Ontology annotation, molecular function: thyroid hormone binding. Lineage: Eukaryota; Metazoa; Chordata; Mammalia; Chiroptera; Vespertilionidae. The coding region runs from base 51 to 995 and encodes 314 amino acids. The transcript is spliced from 8 exons. The record is from RefSeq and is a predicted model, not a curated record. Gene Ontology annotation, cellular component: cytoplasm. Gene Ontology annotation, biological process: thyroid hormone metabolic process.
GAGGCCGCGGGGAGCGGACGCGGGUCAGCGGGCGGCCGGCGGGCGGCGGGAUGAGCGCGGCGCCCGUGUUCCUGAGCGCGGCCGAGGUCCAGCGCCACCUCCGCGGCUGCAGUCGCCUCCUCGCGCCCCUGGAGGCGGCCCUGGCCAACUUCUCCGGCGGCCCCGCGGGGGGCGUCGCGCAGCCCGUGCGCACGGUGGUGCCGGUGGCCCGGCACCGGGGGUUCCUGGGGGUCAUGCCGGCCUACAGUGCUGCGGAGGACGCCCUGGCCACGAAGCUGGUCACCUUCUACGAGGGCCCCCGCGCUGCCCUCGCCGGGCCCUCCCACCAGGCCACCGUGCUGCUCCUGGAGCCCAGCACCGGCGCCCUCCUGGCGGUCAUGGAUGGAAACGUCAUCACUGCCAAGAGAACGGCGGCGGUGUCCGCCAUCGCCACCAAGUUUUUGAAGCCUCCCAGCAGUGAAGUGCUGUGCAUCCUGGGGGCUGGGGUCCAGGCCUACAGCCACUAUGAGGUCUUCACUGAGCAGUUCUCCUACAAGGAGGUGAGGAUAUGGAACCGCACUAAAGAAAACGCCGAGAAGUUUGCGGACACAGUGGAGGGAGAGGUGCAGGUCUGCUCGUCCGUCCAGGAGGCUGUGACAGGUGCCGAUGUGAUCGUCACAGUCACCAUGGCAACAGAGCCCAUUUUGUUUGGCGAAUGGGUGAAGCCGGGGGCUCACAUCAAUGCCGUGGGAGCCAGCAGACCGGACUGGAGAGAGCUGGACGACCAGCUCCUGGCGCGCGCCGUGCUGUACGUGGACUCCCGGGAGGCGGCCCUCAAGGAGUCUGGAGACGUGCUGCUGUCGGGGGCGGAGAUCUUCGCUGAGCUGGGAGAGGUGGUGGCGGGAGCGAAGCCAGCCCUCUGUGAGAAGACCACGGUGUUCAAGUCUCUGGGAAUGGCAGUGGAGGACGCGGUUGUGGCCAAGUUAGUGUAUGAUUCCUGGUCUUCUGGUAAAUAGCGCACAGCGCGGCCCGCCGCAGCCGACGCGGCAACUCCGGGCCUUGCCUCCAGACGUCUGGUGAUUUCCAGAUCAAACGAGGGAGCCAGUGCCCCGCGGGCCAUCGUGCUGUGCUCAUCCUGUCUCCUCUUCUUACCUGGCGAGGUCCUCCUGGCGUUUGUAGCUGAGGGAGCUGGGGGGCCGGGCCUGUGAGGCGGGGUGCAGCAGCACCCCUUUCCCAGGCGUCCCACCCGCUCUUGUAUCUCCUGGAAAUAAAGCGAUUUCCUUUUCUGCA